Messenger RNA from Quercus lobata, 1757 nucleotides. Its product is annotated as RING-H2 finger protein ATL54-like. Gene Ontology annotation, biological process: protein ubiquitination. The transcript has a single exon. The record is from RefSeq and is a predicted model, not a curated record. Lineage: Eukaryota; Viridiplantae; Streptophyta; Magnoliopsida; Fagales; Fagaceae. The coding region runs from base 297 to 1457 and encodes 386 amino acids. Gene Ontology annotation, molecular function: transferase activity.
UUACAAAGUCAAGCAAGCAACGCAUAAACAAUCAAAAAGAAAGGUCACACAGCUCAGCUAAUCUCCAAUAUCCAAUCUCUGUUCUCCAUUAUUCUCCAAAUUCAAACAUCACCCUUUAACGAAAGAAGCCGUCUUUGAACCAAACCUGCUCCCAAUUCCUACCUACAAUUCUUAUCUCUUUGUUCAAUCACCACCUAACCUUGAACCUUUCUCUCUCUCUCUCUCUCUCUCUCCCUCUCUGAUGGUUUUGCUUUGGUGUUUUCUUUGUCUGCAUAACCAAAUCCCUGUCUCUUGAAAUGGGUUUUCUUUAUAGAAAGCUAUUAGACGAUAGUAACAAUGGAAGCUUGUCGCCUUUCUGUGUAUACUGUCUUAACUUUGAUGUUCAAGGCUAUUGCCCACAAGACUGUCUAAAUUCCUGUCCGAGUAUCUGCCAUUACUCAUAUCCUCCGAUACCUCCACCAAGCAUCCCCUCCAAUGAUCAAUCAGGAAAAUCCAAUAAGAUCCCAACUUAUGUGAUCGCCAUAGGCACGGUUCUCGCCGCUGCUUUUAUUAUCGUUUGUUUUUUGGCUAUCUAUUCACGCUACUAUUUACGCCGGCGCAACUCAAGGAGGAGCACACGGCCACAAACUGAGGAGACCCAGGAUGAGUUUUUUGAUGAAGAAGAAGGACCUAUCAUUGACCAUCCCAUCUGGUACAUACGCACCGUUGGUCUACAACCAUCAGUUAUAAGUUCAAUCAGGGUUUGCAAGUAUAAGAGAGGUGAUGGUCUUGUUGAAGGAACAGAGUGCUCUGUUUGCUUGGGUGAGUUUGAAGAAGAUGAGAGUCUUAGACUGUUACCCAAGUGUAAUCAUGCUUUUCACCUCCCUUGUAUUGAUACUUGGCUUCGAUCACACACCAAUUGCCCCAUGUGCCGUGCGCCUAUCAUCAGAAGCACGUCCAUGACGCCGGUGCCAGAGCCUGAGGUCGAGAAUUUAGAUGCAGGGGAAGAAGCCCAAGUGGAGAUUUCACAUAGUAGUAGUGAAUCCGAUCGGGACAUUGAAGAAGAGGUUUGUGAGUUAAGGAUUGGUGUAGAGGAAGAAGGUGGAUCAGUGUCUGAGAAUGGUGAGAAAAGAUGUGGGAAUUCAAAUGUGGAAGUGAAUGACAUACAACCAUUGAGAAGAUCAGUUUCCUUGGACUCUAUGUCAGCUUCAAGGAUCAGUCUUGCUGUUGCUAAUAUUGUUCCAGUAAAGUCUGCUGGAAAUUCAGAAACCCAAUUGGUAAAAUUGAAUGAAAACACAAGAGUUGUUGGAAAUAGAGGUGAUGGGAAUAGGAAUUUGAUGAGAUUAUUGGGUAGUUCUUCAAAAGCGAGAUUGCUGCCAAAUAGGCCUAUUUUCAUGAAGAGAUCUGUUUCCUGGAGUGGGAAAUUCAAGUUAGGCAACUAUAGCCAGAGCCGAAACUUGGUUUUGCGAAGCUUUUGAUCUUGCUCAUGUUGUCAAGUAAGUAUUCUGAAAAAAUUGAUGUGUCACAAGUUCUUGCUAAGCUGAGAUGUUACAGAAUUUUACUUUUAUGUGUCUGAUACUAUGUAAUAAAGUCAUAGUCAUAAGGUCCCAAAGUGUAUAGUGACAAGAGGAAAUUGAGAUUGAUCCAAAAGUGGGAUUCAUCUCAGAUGUUCAUUUCUGUAUUUGUCAACUUUCAAGUUUUCAAAGGGAGCUCAACAAUUGUGACUUAUUUUCAAUUUACCAUGGCGGAGUAAUCAUGAUGGUAGUGUGGGAUUUUGC